Messenger RNA from Closterium sp. NIES-65, 3894 nucleotides. NCBI's taxonomy places the organism in Eukaryota, Viridiplantae, Streptophyta, Zygnematophyceae, Desmidiales, Closteriaceae. The record is from the annotation of a GenBank genome assembly.
AUGGCUACACCCAGUGUCCUCGCUUUUGACGCUGAGGGUCGAGCCAUUGACUUUGAGGUCUGGCUUGACGACCUGCAGCUGUUUUUACAGUGCGACAGGGCCGACGGUCUGUCUCUCUUUGACCUCACCUCUGGCGCCGUCCCUACCCCUGCUGCUGAUGCUGACGCCACUGUUCGCUCUCAGUGGGCCACGCGCGAUGCUGCUGCACGUCUUGCUGUGCGUCGCCACCUGCCUACCGCUGAGCGCGCGCACUUUAGCCAGUACAAGAGUGCUCUGACCUUGUACGACGCUGUAGUUGCGCGCUACUCCUCCCCUGCCACUGCUGGACUGAGCCGCCUCAUGCUCCCCUUCCUCUUCCCUGACCUUGCCGCCUUUCCCACUAUCGCUGAUCUCAUCACGCACCUCCGCACUAGUGACACUCGCUACCGCGCUGCGCUUCCUGCUGACUUCUGCGCCAAGAACCCCCCCCCCAUGUACAUCACUCUCUACUUCCUAAUCACUCGCCUCCCUGACUCCCUUCGUGUAGUCCGGGACCACUUCCUCGCGGUCUGUCCCACCACCCUCACAGUCGACAGCCUCGAGAAGGCCCUCCUUGCAGCAGAGAAGAGCAUAGUUGCUGUAGGAGCCUCUCGAGGUGACCCCCGCGCCCCCAUCUUUGAGGGGUGUUCUCCUUCCCCUCUCCUGCCCUCUGUCGCCUCUGCCGCUGCGGCCGACCUCGUUGGUCUUGAGUCGGUCGGUGCGGCGUCUGCCCCUAGCGGGAGACGCCGCUCUGGCAAGGGCAAGGGGGGCAAGGGAGCGGGUGGGGCCAGUGGGGGCGGUGGCGGUGGAGGUGGAGGCGGCGGAGGGAGUGGGGGUGGCGGUGGAGGUGGUAGCGGGGGUGGGGGUGCUAGUGGCGGCAGUGGAGGCGGGAGUGGCGGCGGCGGUGGCGGUGGUAGCGGAGGUGGCGGAGGUGGCGGCGGUGGAGGUGGAGGCGGGGGCGGUGGAGGCGGAGGCGGGGGUGGCGGAGGUGGAGGUGGUCGGAGUGGAGCUUCGCAGCGGAGCGGCACUGGUGGCGGUCAGCGCCAGCAGCAGCAGCAGCGUUCUCGCGACGUCCCCACCCCUCAGCAGCUCCGUGAGUGGUACACGCAGCGUCAGCGCGGUGGGGGUUUUGGUCCCUGCACCUACGUUCUCCGCACUGGCGACCGCACUGGAGAGCAGUGUGGGGGUGCCCACCCCGCCCAGCGCUGCUUUGGCCGCCUGACGGACGCUUGGCGUCAGCAGUUCCCGGAGGCCGCGGAGAUCCCCCGCUGGGGAGAGCUGUCUAGGGCUGGUGUAGCUAUCUUUGAUCUUGAUUUUGAUGCUAUCCUUGCUGCCAUGUAUGCUGUGACCAUUAGUGAUGAGGGUGACUGUUACCGGUGUUUCCCGCCCGACCCGGGCAUUGGUACUGCUGCUCCAGGUGCCGGUGAGGCUUCUGCUCUAGGUGCCAGUGCGUCUGUGCUCUCAGGUGCUAGUGAGACUGCUCUCUCAGGUACUAGUGCGUCUGCGCUCUCAGGUACUGCGUCGGCUUCGGCCUCCCACACCUUCACUCUUGACUCUGGAGCGUCUCGCUCUUUCUUUCGGGACCGCACCACACUUACGCCGCUUCGUCGGCCGGUUGCGGUUUCCCUGGCUGACCCCUCUGGGGGUCCUGUCCUGUCUCGCUUCUCCACAGUCCUCCCGUGUCCGGCGGCUCCCUCUGGCACCCUGUCUGGUCUCUACCUCCCCUCGUUCUCUACGAACUUGGGCCCUGGCCCUGCCUGUGUCCCCUGUGUCGAGGGGCGCCAGCGUGCUGCCCCUCACUCCUCCCAGUUUCCUCCGACAGAGGCUCCGUUGCAGACGCUUCACAUGGACGUGUGGGGCCCUGCCCGCGUCCGUGGACUCGGUCACGAGCGCUACUUCUUGUUGGUGGUUGACGACUACUCGCGUUACACCACAGUCUUCCCCUUGCGCAGCAAGGGUGAUGUCACUGAGACCUUCACGCUUCCGGACUCCCCGCAGCAAAAUGGGAUUGCAGAGCGCCGCAUUGGCAUGGUCAUGGACGUCGCUCGUACGUCCAUGAUGCAUGCGGCUGCCCCCCAUUUUCUGUGGCCGUUUGCGGUCAGGUACGCAGCGCAUCAGAUCAACCUCCACCCCAGGGUCUCCAGGCCGGAGACCUCCCCAGCCCUGCUGUGGACGGGGAAGGUUGGCGAUGCGUCGGCGUUCCGGGUCUGGGGAUCUCGGGCGUUUGUCCGCGACUUGUCUGCGGACAAGCUGUCCCCUCGCGCUGCUCCCUGCGUCUUCCUGGGGUUCCCCCCCGACGCCCCUGGGUGGCAGUUCUACCACCCCACCUCUCGACGUGUUCUGUCCUCCCAGGACGUCACGUUCGACGAGUCGGUACCCUACUACCGCCUCUUCCCCUACCGCACUCCCUCCCUCCCCCCGCCCCCGCUCUUCUUGGUACCAGGUCCCCCCCCAGUAGACCCCCUCCCCCCUCAGGGUCCUGCCCCUUCAGGUGUGUCCCAGGUAGACGCGGUCGAGCCUGUCGAGGUCACUGGUGACUCUGGUGCUGCUGCGCGAGCUGAGCCUGGGAGUGCUGAGCCUGGAGGUUCUACACUUGGGGGUUCUGAGCCUGGGGGUGCAGAGUCUGGAGGUGCUGAGCCUGGGGGUACUGAGUCUGGGGGUGCUGAGCCUGGGGGUGCUGGGCCUGGGGGUGCUGAGCCUGGGGGUGCUGAGCCUCGGGGUGCUGGGCCUGAGGGUGCUGAGCCUGGGGGUGCUGAGACUGGGGGUGCUACGCCUGGAGGUGCUUCGUCUCGUCGAGAGCCACUCCCCCCACAGGAGCUGCGUGAGUGGUUUGCCCGGCGCUGGAGGCGUGCUGCUGGUGCUGGAGGUUCUUCGGCUGCAGAGGGUACUGCUGCCGAGCGUCCCGGAGGUGCUCGUACUGUGGGUGCUGGAGCUGCUGGGUCUGAGGGUUCUCCUGGAGCUGGUGCUGCUGAGGGUGUUGGCGCUGAGACUGCCGCUGACGGUCCGACUGGCAGUGCUCCUGGUGGUGCUGCUAGAGGUUCUGGAGCUACUGGAGGUGCUGCUGGAGGUGCUGCUGGAGCGAGUACUCCUGCUCGGGGUACUGGUGCUGUCCCUGCUGUUCCUGGCGUCGCCGCGCGGCCCCGACCGUACUUCGUUCCGCUCCUACAGCAGGUUCUUGGUCUUACACCUUCUCCUGGUCCUCCUCCUCCUCCCUUAGAGGGUCCACAGCCUGUCUCGUCACAGUCACAGCUACAGCCUGCCUCCCCUUUGCCUGCUCCUUCUCCCUACGCUGGUUCGACUGGAGGUCUUACCGAGCGUAGUGAGCCUGCGUCUCGUUCUGCGUCGCCUGUUCGCACUUUGCGCGCUAGUGGUCGCGGUUCGCGUCAGCGUCCUCCUCCUGUCCCUGGCACGCACCGGAUGUCUCUGCGUCCGUCUACUGCUCCCCUGCGUGCCCCUUUGCCUUCUCCUCCUGCUUCCUCUCUUCCUGCUCUUGCCGACCCGGAGUCGGACUCUCUUCGUGCUGCCAGUCCUACUGUCACGCGUCUCCUUGCUACUAGUGUCACUGACCCUUCUUUCGAGUCUUCUGCUGCGUCUGCCCUUGUCACUGAGCUCGUCAACUUUGCUGCGCGCUGUCAUCUAGACUACGCUGCUAGUCUUGUCGCUGAGUCUGAGUCUGCCUGUCCUCCGUCCGUCGGGGGUGAGUGUGCCCUUGGCACGGACGUCCUUGAGGACAGGCAGGAGGAGUUCCAGUGUCUGGCCGCCGCUUCACCUCAUCUCGCGUCUGUACUGCUAGCCCCUGAAGGAGACCCGGAUGCACUAGACAUCCCGACUCCGCGCUCUUACGCGGAGGCGAUAGAGGGUCCCUACUCCUCUUAG